Messenger RNA from Bactrocera oleae (olive fruit fly), 3638 nucleotides. It is a transcript of the gene Cyp4g1, whose product is annotated as Cytochrome P450 4g1. NCBI's taxonomy places the organism in Eukaryota, Metazoa, Arthropoda, Insecta, Diptera, Tephritidae. Gene Ontology annotation, molecular function: oxidoreductase activity, acting on paired donors, with incorporation or reduction of molecular oxygen; heme binding; monooxygenase activity. The record is from RefSeq and is a predicted model, not a curated record.
ACACGUCCCUGGUUCCAUUCAGUUCAGUGUUGACCGUGCUUCAGAACGGCAAAAUUUGUUUAAGAAAAUACCUACAAGAGACAGCAGUGGCACACAGUUAUAUCGGAAUAAGGAAUUCCAUAUAACCCAUUGGGAUUAACGGUGCAAAAGGUUAAUUGUGCAAAGUGAACAAAGAAAAUGUCGGCUGCAACAGAGACAGUGCAAGAGGCCAUUACGCAGGCAUCGGCCAGCGGUGGUUUGGGCGCCUUGUGGACUUCGUUGAUUGGUGUAGUGUUGAUUGCGGCCUUGUACGAGUACUGGCGUCGCAGUUCGCGCGAAUUUCGUAUGACGAAGAAUAUACCCAGUCCACCAGAGCUGCCCGUUUUGGGUAAUGCUCAUUUGGUGUUGGGUUGUUCGAAUGCAGAAAUUGUCGCCAAGGGUAAUACCUACUUGGAACAGUAUGGUGAAACAUUACGUGCUGCGUUGGGUCAUGUGCUGCUGAUAUUCCUCACAAAUCCCAAUGAUAUUGAGAUCAUCUUGAGCAGCAAUAAUCAUUUGGAUAAAUCUGAAGAGUACCGUUACUUCAAACCAUGGUUCGGCGAUGGUCUGCUCAUUAGCAGCGGUAAUCACUGGCGUCACCAUCGCAAAAUGAUUGCACCGACUUUCCAUCAGAGCAUUUUGAAGAGCUUUGUGCCGACUUUUGUGCAACACUCCAAAAAUGUUGUGGAACGUAUGGCUAAAGAAGUAGGUAAGGAAUUUGAUAUUCACGAUUAUAUGUCACAAACCACUGUGGAGAUCUUGCUCAGCACCGCUAUGGGUGUAAAGAAGAUACCGGAAGGUAAUAAGAGUUUCGAAUAUGCCAAGGCCGUCGUAGAUAUGUGUGAUAUCAUACACAAGCGACAAGUGAAAGUGUUGUAUCGUUUGGACUCCAUUUACAAUAUGACGAAAAUGCGUCAAAAGGGCGAUAAGAUGAUGAACAUUAUCUUGGGCAUGACCAAGCGUGUCGUCAUGGAUCGCAAGGCUAACUACAAUGCGGAGGGUAAUGCUAUUGUUGAAGAGGUCGAUGAGACGGCAAAGAAAGCGGCGGCUAAAAAGGUCGGUGGACUGCGUGACGAUUUGGAUGAUAUCGACGAGAAUGAUGUGGGCGCUAAACGUCGGCUGGCACUGUUGGACGCCAUGGUAGAGAUGGCUAAGAAUCCCGAGAUCGAGUGGAACGAGAAGGAUAUUAUGGAUGAGGUGAACACGAUUAUGUUUGAGGGUCACGAUACCACUUCUGCUGGUUCCAGCUUUGCGCUCUGCAUGAUGGGCAUGCAUAAAGAUGUGCAAGAGAAGGUCUUAGCCGAGCAAAAGGCCAUCUUUGGCGAUAACUUCUUGCGUGACUGCACCUUUAACGAUACCAUGGAGAUGAAAUAUUUGGAACGUGUCAUUAUGGAGACACUACGUAUGUACCCACCAGUACCGUUGAUUGCACGUCGCGUCGACAGCGAUGUAAAAUUGGCAUCUGGUCCUUAUGUUGUGCCAAAGGGCACUACUGUGGUCGUACUGCAAUAUCGCGUACACCGACGUCCCGACAUUUAUGCCAAUCCUGACAAGUUCGAUCCCGACAACUUCUUGCCCGAACGCAUGGCCAAACGUCACUACUACAGUUUCAUUCCGUUCAGCGCCGGUCCACGUAGUUGCGUCGGUCGUAAGUACGCCAUGUUGAAGCUGAAGGUGUUGCUCUCCACCAUCAUUCGUAAUUACACGAUACACUGCAAUGAGACCGAGGCGGAUUGGAAGUUGCAGGCCGAUAUUAUUUUGAAAUUGGAGAACGGUUUCAAUGUAGUGCUGCAGAAACGUCAACCGGUUGUGGCGACUAGGCAAACAGUUCUUCGCAGUAGAGGCAGAAGUGCAGUAGCUAAGAGCACUAUGGACUACAUAAACGCAACGACAACACAACAUAUUACUGGAACAAAGGCGCACAUCCUGUCGAGUCCUUUUUAUAUUAGUUUGAUUGGCGCAUUGUUGGCGUUAGUGCUAUAUGAUAUUUGGUUUCGCAAUACCGAUGCUUAUAAGAAGCUGAAAAGUAUACCUGGACCGCCGGUACUGCCGUUGGUUGGCAAUGCGCAUUUGGUGUUGGGCCUUACACCUACCGAAAUGGUAGUGAAAGCACUAAUAUACUUGAAAUACUAUGGUGAGACAGUUCGAGGUUGUUUUUUCAAUUUAAUGGUAGUCUUCCUGACAAAUCCCGCGGACUUUGAAAUCAUACUCAACAGCUCCGUACAUUUGGAAAAGUCCAAUGAGUACAGAUUCUUUCAACCAUGGUUCGGUGAUGGUCUACUCAUUAGCAAGGGCGACCAUUGGCGUCUACAUCGCAAAAUGAUCGUACCUACUUUCCAUCAAAGCAUAUUGAAGAGUUUCGUGCCGACUUUUGUGCAACACUCGAAAAAAAUCGCCAACAGAUUAGAAACAAAAUAUUUGGGACGUGAGUUCGAUGUGCACGAACAUAUGAGUCAGACUACGGUGGAGAUACUGCUUAGCACUGCGAUGGGCAUGAGACAGUUACCCCCUGGCAGGGAAUGUGCUAGAUAUGCAGAAGCAGUGCUGGAAAUGUGCGAUAUCAUACAGAAGCGCCAAGUCAAGGCGCAUUAUCGCUUCGAUUUCGUUUAUCAAUGGACACAACUGCGUCAGCGAUGCGAUAAAAUGAUGAACAUUAUCUUGGCGUUAACGAGGCGUGUCAUCACGGAGCGGCGUGAAAAUUUCAAUAUGGAAACAGAUGGCGUGUUGGAUCAACAGGAUGGAGUAAAUGCGCAGGCGAGCAUUAGGAAGAAGGAAGGACUGCGUGACGAUUUGGAUGAAAUCGAUGAAGAGAGUGAUGUGGGUGCUAAGCGUCGUUUGGCUUUCUUAGAUGCGAUGGUGGAGAUGACGAAGAAUCCGGAUAUUGCGUGGACGGAGAAGGAUGUAAUGGAUGAAGUAAACACGAUUAUGUUUGAGGGUCACGAUACCACCUCAGCCGGUUCCAGUUUCGUGCUCUCUCUGCUCGGCAUACAUAAAGAUGUGCAAGCACGAGUUUACGAGGAACAAAAACAAAUAUUCGCCGAUGACAUAGAGCGCGAUUGCACCUUUGCCGACACACUAGAAAUGCAGUAUUUGGAGCGUGUGAUUAAAGAGACGCUACGUCUCUACCCACCAGUACCGGUAAUAGGGCGUAAAGUGAAUGAAGACGUACGACUGGCCUCCGGACCAUACACUAUACCUAAGGGUACAACCGUUGUGCUGGCUAACUAUGCUGUACAUCGGCGACCUGAUUGUUAUGAGAAUCCGGAUAAGUUCGAUCCGGAUAACUUUUUGCCCGAAAAAAUGUCGAAACGCCACUACUACAGUUAUGUACCCUUCAGUGCGGGUCCACGCAGUUGUGUUGGACGUAAAUAUGCCAUGCUAAUGCUUAAAGUUUUACUAUCGACGCUGUUGCGUAAAUUUGAAAUACACUCGAAUGUGGAUGAGACACAAUUUCAAUUGCAAGGUGAUAUUAUUUUGAAAUUAGCUAAUGGCUUCAAGGUGGUGCUGACUAGACGUGAGGUGUAAAGAGCGCAAAUAGAAAGGUUUUAAUUUAUUGCCAACUUUAUAAAUAAUCAUAUCGACCUUAGUUGUCUUUGAAUUGUAUAUAAAUAUGGUUUGCA